Messenger RNA from Eimeria tenella, 1179 nucleotides. RefSeq lists its product as uncharacterized. The transcript has 10 exons. Bases 1 to 1179 code for a protein of 392 amino acids. Lineage: Eukaryota; Apicomplexa; Conoidasida; Eucoccidiorida; Eimeriidae. The record is from RefSeq and is a predicted model, not a curated record.
AUGGAGAAGGAAGACUGGAUUCUGCUCUGCAUCUCCCUAGGCUGGUGUGGCAUAUUUGCAGGAGCUGCCGCCUUCAAUGCAUGGCGAGCGUCAACGCGGGAAGAAAGGCAUCCUUACAUCAAAGAUGCGAUAUCCACCCUAAAGUGCAAUAAGGCCGUCGUGGAAUAUGUGGGGGAGCCUUUUGAGGUGAAGAUCACGGAAGAGCACAGCGAAACUUUUGCACCAUGGAAGCGACUGGUGCUGAAGUUGAAGGGCCCUAAGAGGUCUACACAGGCAUUUGUCUGCGCACAGCGCGAUGGGUACAGCGAGCAUGAACUGAUUGAUAAAGUUGACGAAGAAGAAGGGUCGUUGUGGACUCGGCCUUACCUGCUUAAACAGUGGCUGGUCAAUGCAAUCAGCGAUGCAUGGGACGUUAUGCGGGUGCUAUCGGCACCCAAAGGGACAGAAGGCAGGUACAGCACCGACGGGAUAGGGCACUGGAAAGUGAUGUCUUUGUUCGUGUUGGCCCCUCAAGACCAGCUUCCGGAGAGUUCAGGCUGCCCGAAGGGAACACCUUCCGUUAUUUCCUGCAAGGGUAGCCCUGAGGACAACCCAGAUUGGUACCGCUUGAUUGCGCCAGAGCAGAACACGGAGAGACUCUUCUCCCACUGGAUCGCGAAUUCGUGCCUGUUGCUCCUGUGUGCGUAUUCAAUGAGGCGGGCUCGGAAAGAAUGGAAGAUGGCCGCUCAACGGCUUUCUUCUCUUCGAUUCGUCAGCCAUUUCACUAAGCACCACCGAGACCUGCAGCUACUGACUACCCGCCAGCUACAAGACGCCGUUCGGAGAAGCCAAUCACGAGACACUUCAGACUGUGUCACGGCCGGCGACAAACAUGGCAAGGCUCCCCAGGUGCACCUACGAUACUUCACGGGGCAGCUUUCGCAUGAAGCUAUAAACGGCGUGGCUCAUCUUGAGAUCCGUAGCCGUGACGACACAGGAGGUGAUCCUGACAUUGCCGACAUGCUGCAGUGCGAGUUGCGACUGCAGGCUCACCGCCCUUCUCCGUCAGAUCCUUAUAUUGCGCUCGAGAGCACUCUGUCGCUGAUUCAGGAGCCACGAGACGCCGCAGACCCGCCAUUCCCCGUUGUGCGCACUUACGCCUUAGACCCCAAGGCACUGACUGUGCCUGCCGAGGCGUAA